AUGAAGCAUAGCUGGGGACCAGGGCUGCUCAUCUUGGGAGCCAUGGUCUUUAUAGAAGGUCUUCAAGCAGCUCAGCAAGCCUGUGGGCAGCGUGGCCCUGGUCCCCCCGAGCCUCAGGAGGGCAACACGGUACCUGGUGAAUGGCCCUGGCAGGCCAGUGUGAGGAGGCAGGGAAUCCACAUCUGCAGUGGCUCCCUGGUGGCAGAUGCCUGGGUCCUCACUGCUGCCCAUUGCUUUGAAAAGGAGGCAGCAACAGAACUGAAUUCCUGGUCCGUUGUCCUGGGUUCUCUGCAGCGUGAAGGGUUGAGCCCGGGGGCUGAGGAAGUGGGGGUGGCUGCCGUGCACUUGCCCAAGGCCUAUAACCACUAUAGCCAGGGCUCAGACCUGGCCCUGCUCCGGCUUGCCCACCCCACAGCCCACACACCUCUCUGCCUGCCCCAGUCUUCCCACCACUUCUCCUUUGGAGCCUCUUGCUGGGCCACGGGAUGGGAUCAGGACACCAAUGAUGCUCCCAGAACCCUACGGAAUCUGCGCCUUCGUCUCAUCAGCCGUCCCACAUGUAACUGCCUCUACAACCGGCUACACCAGCGGCUGCUGGCCAACCCAGCCCGGUGGGGGAUGCUGUGUGGGGGCGCCCAGCCAGGGGUGCAGGGGCCUUGUCAGGGAGACUCUGGGGGCCCUGUACUGUGCCGUGAGCCCGAUGGACACUGGAUUCAGGCUGGGAUAAUCAGCUUUGCAUCGAGAUGUACCCAGGAAGACACUCCUGUGCUGCUGACCAAUAUGGCUGCUCACAGCUCCUGGCUGCAGGCGCGAGCUCAGGGAGCAGCCUUCCUGGCCCAGGACCCAGGGACUCUGGAAACCAGUGACUUGGACAGCUGUGUAGCUUGUGGAUCCUUGAGGAGAGAAGGUCCCCAGGCAGGAGCUCCCUCCCCAUGGCCCUGGGAUGCCAGACUGAAGCAUCAGGGGCAGUUGGCCUGUGGUGGAGCACUGGUGUCAGAGGAGGUGGUGCUGACAGCUGCCCACUGCUUCAUUGGGCGCCAGACCCCAGAGGAAUGGAGUGUAGGGCUGGGGACCGGACCAGAGGAACGGGGCCUGAAGCAACUCAUCCUGCACGGGGCCUAUACUCAUCCAGAGGGAGGCUAUGAUGUGGCCCUCUUGCUUCUGGCUCAGCCUGUAACACUGGGCCCCAGCCUGCGGCCCCUUUGCCUGCCCUACGCUGACCACCACCUGCCUGAUGGGGAACGUGGCUGGGUUCUGGGAUUGGCCCGCCAAGAAACAGGCAUCAGCUUUCCCCAGACAGUACCUGUGACCCUUCUGGGGCCAAGGGCCUGUGGCCGGCUGCAUGCAGCCCCAGGGAGUGAUGGCAUUCCCAUCCUGCCAGGGAUGGUGUGUACCAGUGUGGUGGGUGAGCUGCCCCAAUGUCAGGGCCUGUCUGGGGCACCACUGGUACACGAGGUGAGGGGCACAUGGUUCCUGGCUGGGCUGCACAACUUUGGAGACGCCUGCCAAGGCCCUGCGAGACCUGCAGUCUUUGCGGCACUGCCUGCCUAUGAGGACUGGGUCACCAGUUUGGACUGGCAGGUCUAUUUUGCUGAGGAGCCAGAACCAGAGGCUGAGGCUGGAAGCUGCCUGGCUAACUUGAGUAUGUAUUCCUGGGGUCUCCCUGCUGACCCUCCUUAUCUAUCCAGGGAAAGCAGUUCUGACCUACUUCUAACGACCCUGGGUGGGUGGAGCAGUGGACAGACCCAUGUGGAUUCUAGGGACCAGGCAUCUCAACCUGACUUCAGCCUCAGUAUCCUCAUUAACCAUGGGAGCCAAGAUGGAUCCUACUCCUUCAAGGGAGGGAACAAAGCUGUGAGGAUGAGGCCAACCCCACCCUGCUUCCUCUCCUUGACAGGUCAAUCAGCCAGCUGUUGAUAGAUGACUCUCUAGGCUGCUUACAGGAUGCAAGAAAAAUGAGGCAACUCCUGUC
Molecule: messenger RNA, 1972 nt
Organism: Castor canadensis (American beaver)
Lineage: Eukaryota; Metazoa; Chordata; Mammalia; Rodentia; Castoridae
Source: RefSeq, a predicted model, not a curated record